AAAAUUGCACUGCUUCUUAUUUGGCGCUCCCUCCAAAACUUGCCACACACACUCAAAGUCUUGCACACAGUUGACAACUAAUCCAUCCUCGGGAACCAAAAUCCCUAAAAAUUAAAUUAUUUUUCGUUUUCCUUUUUCUCUCCGAUGAACUUCUUCUGUGCAACGUAGUUCAUCGGAAAUGGCUAAGUGUCACCGGAGUAACGUUGAUUCAAUUGUUCUCCAUCACCGCCACCAUGCCAAAAACACCACCGCCGGUAAUUUCCGCUUCUCCGCCUCUUCAUUCCGCCGCAUUAUUUUCGACGCCUUAAGCUGCGGCGGAGCCUCUCGACACCACCGACAUUACCACCGCGAAGAAGAAAUUAGCUCUGUCGCGUCGACGGCAACCGUGAAGGAGUUACGCGGAGAAGUGCAAGAAGAAAAGACGGAGAAGCUAUUGGAUCUUCUGAACAUACAGGUGCAUGAAACAAAUGCGGAAUCGAAGAAGAAAGAAGAGACAUUAACGGAGAUGAAGCAUGUGGUUAAGGAUUUACGCGGAGAAGACUCGACAAAGCGGCGAAUAGCGGCAGCGAGAGUAAGAUCACUGACGAAAGAAGAUUCCGAAGCGAGAGGCUCACUCGCAAUGCUCGGGGCUAUUUCUCCUCUCGUUGGAAUGCUUGAUUCAGAAGAUCUUCAUUCUCAGAUUGAUUCUCUGUAUGCUUUACUCAAUCUCGGAAUCGCCAACGAUGCAAAUAAAGCAGCGAUUGUUAAAAUUGGUGCUGUUCAUAAGAUGCUGAAGCUGAUUGAAUCACCUUGUGUUGUUGAUUCAUCGGUUUCUGAGGCAAUUGUUGCAAAUUUCCUUGGAUUAAGUGCUUUGGAUUCUAAUAAACCAAUAAUUGGAUCUUCUGGUGCAAUACCCUUCCUAGUUAGGAUCCUGAAAAAUUUAGAUAAUAGUAGUAAAAGUAGCUCUCAAGUUAAACAAGAUGCUCUUCGGGCUCUUUACAAUCUAUCGAUCAAUCAGACGAAUAUUUCAUUUGUUUUGGAAACUGAUUUGGUCGUGUUUUUGAUAAACUCGAUAGAAGAUAUGGAAGUGAGUGAGAGAGUCCUUUCAAUUCUGAGCAAUUUGGUGUCGAGUCCUGAGGGUAGAAAAGCUAUAAGUGCUGUUAAGGAUGCAAUCACAGUUUUGGUCGAUGUAUUGAAUUGGACAGAUUCACCUGAAUGUCAAGAGAAGGCUUCAUACAUUUUGAUGAUUAUGGCACAUAAAGCCUAUGCUGAUAGACAAGCCAUGAUUGAGGCAGGGAUUGUAUCGUCAUUGCUUGAGUUGACGCUUGUGGGUACAGCCUUGGCGCAGAAAAGGGCAUCCAGAAUACUGCAAUGUUUCAGGCUAGAUAAAGGGAAGCAGGUUUCUAGGAGCUGUGAUGGUGGAAACUUAGGUUUAACUGUCUCUGCGCCUAUUUGUGCUUCUUCGUCUUCUCUUGUGAAGACAGAUGGAGGAGGUAAAGAGUGUUUAAUGGAGGAGGUGAAUAUGAUGAGUGAUGAAAAGAAAGCAGUGAAGCAAUUAGUUCAGCAGAGCUUGCAGAACAACAUGAUGAAAAUUGUCAAGAGGGCUAACUUGCGUCAAGAUUUUGUUCCUUCUGAGCGUUUUGCUUCACUCACUUCAAGUUCAACAUCUAAGAGCCUUCCGUUUUGACGAAUUGCAGUUGAUGGAGAGGAGAGGAGAGUUUAUGAACUAUGAAGUUAGCCUCUACAGCUUAACUACAUCGGUCUUUUGGUGUAGUAACUGUUUUGUUAUCACUGAUGUAAUGGUAAUUGCUUAUUAAAAUCUCAGUAGAUUAUUAUACAAGUAACUCUAGUUUAAGUUUAUCUUUAGGUUCUUUUGUUGUUUUGGGUAUCUGCCAAGUGCUGAUUCAGUUUCUUUGGCAUGAGCAUGAAUCCAUCAACCAUGAAAAAUAAUAGACCUAUUACAGACUAUUGUAUAGUGUAGUAACCAUACCUCCAUCGCUAAGUUUUAAAUCAAAGGUCCAUGGACAUCUUUGAUAUUGCGAUAAAUUGCGGACAGAAUUAUAGCUGAUAUGGUUGCAAUUGCGAUCCUAAUACAGCCUGCACGAUAUAAAAAACCUUAAUGUCACUGUCGCAAUCAAUCAUGGUGGCAAACAGUUUUUUUUAAAACCCUGCUGUUUAUUAGUGGUGGUGGCAUGGCAUGAACAAUUGGGAAAUCUUAACGUUGCAAAGGGUGUUGGUCAUUAUCAUCUUUCAUUUAAACAGAACAAGGACUACACAUUGCCAAUUUCUGUUUGCUGAUUCCAUGUGUUGUGUUUUAAUGAAUCUUCAGAUUAGCAGAGUAGAUGUAAUUUUUUAAUCAUUUGCAAUGAGGUUGUGGGAUGUUAAAUCCUUUAAUUA
Molecule: messenger RNA, 2376 nt
Organism: Medicago truncatula (barrel medic)
Lineage: Eukaryota; Viridiplantae; Streptophyta; Magnoliopsida; Fabales; Fabaceae
Product: U-box domain-containing protein 15
Exons: 2
Coding region: 179-1666 (495 amino acids)
Molecular function (GO): protein binding
Source: RefSeq, a predicted model, not a curated record